UCAAUAUAAAUACGAACAUCUGCCAAUUUUUUUCAGUUUGAAAUCAGUAAGCACAAGUGUCAUUACAUUGCGAAGAUGAAACACAUGGCACGCAUUUGGGUGAUUUUGGUGCUCUUCGUAAUUUCUGUGACUUGGUGUAUCCCAACACCGGAUCCAAGUCCUGCACCAAAUCCAGAUCCUGAACCGGAUCCAGAUCCUGCACCAGAACCCUACAGGGGAGGUUGGGGCCGUCGUUGGGGCGGUGGAUGGGGAGGCGGAUGGGGAGGAGGAUGGGGCGGCGGAUGGGGUGGUGGAUAUAGACCUGGCGGAGCCAUAGUGGUGAUACCAAUUAGAAGACGCUGGUAUUAAUAGAAUUAUUUUAGACUAAGGAUUAAAAUGCUAUGGAUUUGAGUUCGUCUUUGAGUUAUAAAUAAAAGAAUUUAUUUUAUUA
Zophobas morio is the source of this 430-nucleotide messenger RNA. Its product is annotated as major prion protein-like. NCBI's taxonomy places the organism in Eukaryota, Metazoa, Arthropoda, Insecta, Coleoptera, Tenebrionidae. The record is from RefSeq and is a predicted model, not a curated record. Bases 76 to 348 code for a protein of 90 amino acids. The transcript has 2 exons.